AUGGUUGGGCUACGAGAAACGUUCAUGAUGGUGCAGCUCCAGGCUAUCAAUGCAAAAUUCUUUGAUCUUUUGAGUCGCCCAGAGCCGAACCGAAGAGCAGCCACCCUUAUUUUUCAAUGCAUCAGUGUUCGUGCCAAACGCAGGCUUCGGUCGCUAUCGUGGAUUCAACUCGCCCUAAAAUCUACUCCUAUCAAAGGCCACUUGAAAGAGACCGUGCUCACGGCUGGGGCGACGGAGGGAGGGGGUGGCGGUGGUGGCGGCGCGAGCAUGUGA
Molecule: messenger RNA, 273 nt
Organism: Mesocestoides corti
Lineage: Eukaryota; Metazoa; Platyhelminthes; Cestoda; Cyclophyllidea; Mesocestoididae
Source: the annotation of a GenBank genome assembly